AUGUGGUCUGAACAGACGAUCGGGCUGACCCUGGCAGUCUGCUCGAGCAUUUUCAUCGGGUCGAGCUUUAUCAUCAAAAAACGGGGGCUCAGGGUGGCUGGCAGCACAGGAUUGCGCGCAGGCGCUGGCGGCUUUGGUUACCUGCGGGAGCCGAUCUGGUGGGCGGGCUUGCUGACUAUGGUGGUGGGAGAGGUCGCGAACUUCGCAGCCUACGCGUUUGCGCCCGCCAUCCUGGUUACGCCGCUUGGCGCGCUCAGCAUCAUCAUCAGCAACAACAACAACAACAACAACAACAACAACAACAACAACAACAACAACAACAACAACAACAACAACAACAACAACAACAACAACAACAGCAGCAGCAGCAGCAGCAGCAGCAGCAGCAGCAGCAGCAGCAGCAGCAGCAGCGACACCAGCGCCCUACUGGCGGAUUUCAUCCUGAACGAAAAGCUCAACGUUUUUGGAUGGGUCGGCUGUGCGCUGUGCAUCAAUGGCAGCAUCACAAUCGUGCUGCACGCGCCGGCAGAGCGGCAGCUGCAAAGCGUGCUGGAAGUGUGGGAUAUGGCCAUGCAGCCAGGUUUCUUGCUGUACGCUGGGUUGGCCACCCUGACGAUUGUGUACCUCAUAUACUGGGUGGCGCCCAAGCACGGCACCACCAACAUAUUUGUCUACAUCGGCAUCUGCUCGACAGCUGGCAGCCUAUCAGCGUUGGGUAUAGCCCUGAAGCUGACCUUCCAGGGCAACAACCAGAUGCUGGACCCUCACACCCUCGUGUUCAUAGUGGUGCGCUCUCCUGCCUACCAACGUCACCUCUAA
Messenger RNA from Monoraphidium neglectum, 819 nucleotides. RefSeq lists its product as hypothetical. Gene Ontology annotation, cellular component: membrane. NCBI's taxonomy places the organism in Eukaryota, Viridiplantae, Chlorophyta, Chlorophyceae, Sphaeropleales, Selenastraceae. Bases 1 to 819 code for a protein of 272 amino acids. Gene Ontology annotation, biological process: magnesium ion transport. The record is from RefSeq and is a predicted model, not a curated record. Gene Ontology annotation, molecular function: magnesium ion transmembrane transporter activity. The transcript has 6 exons.